Molecule: messenger RNA, 867 nt
Organism: Penicillium robsamsonii
Lineage: Eukaryota; Fungi; Ascomycota; Eurotiomycetes; Eurotiales; Aspergillaceae
Product: HpcH/HpaI aldolase family protein
Exons: 3
Coding region: 1-867 (288 amino acids)
Cellular component (GO): cytoplasm
Molecular function (GO): aldehyde-lyase activity
Source: RefSeq, a predicted model, not a curated record
AUGGUCAAUGUUCAGGACUACAAUGCUCCAAAUCUCGGGCUGCCAACGAAUUUCCGUGCCAUUCUACGCACCGACGAUUUGCUUUGGGGAACAUGGUGCCAUAUCGCUUACGAAGAAGUCGCCCGCGUUCUGGCCCUGCUACCUCACGAGUUCUGCUUUAUCGACGGUGAACACACGCCGAUGGGACCGAAGGAACUGACUGCCGUGACGCGGGCCAUAAACUUCUACUCAGGGGGUUCCAUGAUCCCCUUCGUGCGCGGUACAACCCCCGAUAUGGUGAACCACGCCCUGAAUGCCGGUGCAGGGGCCAUCGUCAUGCCUCACAUCCGUACCAAAGCGGAGGCUGAAGUGCUGGUCCGUCUCGUCCGCUUUCCCCCUCAUGGCGACAGAAGUGUGCCCCCAAAUGCCUUGCUGGGCCGUCAAAACAAUUUGCCAGAUGGCCUCAGGGCCAUGGACAUCUGGGACGAUCAUGUCGCGGUGUUUGCGCAGGUAGAGGACGUACAGGGAGUAGAAAACAUUGAGGAAAUCGCGCGGGUUCCCGGUCUCGACGGGAUCAUGGUCGGCGGAUGGGACUUACAGUCCUCAAUGAAGCUAAGCCCCAGUCGUGCUGGAAAUCACCAUCCAGAGUUCUUGGCCGCUAUUGAGAAGAUACAGCGUGCGGCGGACGCAAAUAGCCUCGCGGUCAUGGGGGCUGCGACGCCGGAUACCUUAGCAGAUCGCAUUAGGCUCGGCUGGAAGCUCAUUAUAACCAGUCCUGAUGCGGAGGGGAUCCUUAACUGGGGGAUGCUACGGCUGGAGGAGUGCAAGAAACUCGCGGGGGAAGUGCCUCGCCCGGGGAAACAUGCGGCGCAGCAAGAUCAGGGCUGA